This is a messenger RNA of Pyrenophora tritici-repentis Pt-1C-BFP, 1269 nucleotides long. RefSeq names its product mitochondrial 37S ribosomal protein uS5m. The record is from RefSeq and is a predicted model, not a curated record. Lineage: Eukaryota; Fungi; Ascomycota; Dothideomycetes; Pleosporales; Pleosporaceae. Gene Ontology annotation, biological process: translation. Gene Ontology annotation, cellular component: ribosome. Gene Ontology annotation, molecular function: structural constituent of ribosome; RNA binding.
AUGAGUGUCUGCCGCCCCGCAAGAUGUCUCUUUACCAAAGCAGCAUCUACGACGCUUUCUAGACCACCUCCGCACCGCACCUUCCACGCUUCUGCACCUCGACAAGCCCGCAAAAAGAGACCGCACUACCCCUCAAUAAAGGCCGAAGAGCUCAAGCUCCUCAACGAAGCCGCAGAGACGGAAUACCCAAAAUUCGAUACCUCGGAGACAGCGCUCCUAGAAAAAAAGUAUACGCCGUCGCAAAUUGCCGCCAUCAAAGCCGCAGAAUCCACAAUCGACGCCCGCGAUGUCCUCAUACAAGGCCAGCGGAGAACAGACGCAUGGCGUCUCAAUUACGAAGAUGACCUCGCUGAAGUCGACCCGGUGACGGAUCGCCCGGAGCGACUGACAGGCGACGACAUUAUUGGCAAGAAAACCUUCAGAAUCGCCAACGAGGUGGAGCGCGACGCAAACAUUUCCCGCCUUGCGACGGAGAACCUGGCGAAAAUGUACCCGGACGGUAUUCCAGAAGACGAAUCGCAGCUGCGCAAUGCCAUGGACGCAGCAAUCACACAAGCCACGCUGGAUCCAAGCGCGACGUACUAUUCCAAGAACCCACAUGCAUUGCGGGCACUAGGUGACGAAAGACACUCGGUCAUCGCACCUGAUCUACCGCGAGUGGAGAACCGCAUGGCCCGCCAGACGCGCCGUCUGUCGUCCGAAGAGGAGGAGGACCCACGACAAAAGCGACUAUUGCAAUACCUGGGCUGGGACAAGCAGAAGUUGCGUGGUAUCAAGGUGAAGACGCUCGUCGUCCACGGCGUCACCAACCAGACGCGUAUGGGCAAGAUCAGGAGUCUAUACUACUUGACCAUUGCCGGGAACAAUGACGGUUUGUUGGGCAUUGGAGAGGGAAAAUCCGUGGAACCCGACGAGGGGCGGAAACAGAGCGUGAUGAGCGCGAUUAGAAAUCUAAGGCCCGUACCUCGGUAUGAAAACAGGACAACGUUUGGAGAUUUGGAGAAGAAGGUGGGCGCGACAAAAGUCCAGCUCUUCGCGAGACCACCAGGUUUCGGUCUCCGUGUCCAGCAUCUCAUCUUCGAACUCGCCCGUGCCGCCGGCCUCCAAGACCUGUCGGCUAAAACACCCCGCUCAAGAAACAAGAUGAACGUCAUCAAGGCUACGUGGGAAGCUCUGACUAACCAGCGGCUACCCGAUGAGAUUGCCAGGGCGAGAGGCAAGAAGCUGGUUGACGUGCGCAAGGUUUACUAUGGUGGAUCCAUUCACUAG